AUGGCCAUUAGCUCAUCAAAGGUGCUAGCAUAUUUCGACCCAUCGAAGCCGGUGACUGUGCAGACAGAUGCCAGCAAACGGGGAGUUGGAGCUACACUACUGCAGGGCGGACGACCAGUUGCAUAUGCUAGUAAAAGCUUGACAGAAACGGAAAGCAACUAUGCUAACAUUGAACGAGAAAUGCUCGCUGUAGUGUUUGGACUGGAGCGUUUUCACUACUACAUAUAUGGUAGACACGUGAUGGUAGAAUCCGAUCACAAGCCAUUACAGAGUAUUACAAACAAGAGCCUGUCAAGUGCACCAUCAAGACUAAUGCGUAUGCUAUUACGUGUGCAGAGGUAUGAUUUCGAGGUUACGUAUGUACCAGGAAAAAACAUACCAAUUGCUGAUGCAUUAUCGAGAGUUCCGAUCGCAGGGAGAGCAAUCCCUGACAUGGAUGUUAUAGUGCAUGAGAUGGUAAACGUAGUACAGACACGGUUACAGCAAAUCAAGCAGAUGACCAGUGAAGACACUGUCCUUACAACUCUCAAGGAGAUAGUUAUGACAGGUUGGCCAGAUCUACGGAAGAACUGUCCAAAGGCAAUACACGAGUAUUGGAACUAUCGAGAUGAAAUUAGCAUCUAUGACGGCAUUCUUGUUAAAGGGGACAGAGUUAUCGUUCCUAAGAAGAUGCAGGAGGAUGUGAUGAAGAAGAUACACGCAGGACAUCAAGGGGUUGAGAAGUGUCGACUGAGAGCCAGAGCAACGGUUUUCUGGUGUGGAAUUAAUGCUGACAUCGAAAAGAUGGUCAAGGAGUGCGCUGCGUGUCAAAGAAACCAGACAUCACAGGCACCGGAGCCAAUGAUACACAUUGAAGCGCAGAGACCAUGGCAAAUGGUUGGUUCUGACUUAUUCGUGUGGAAUCAGGCGCAUUACCUCAUUGUGGUAGACUAUUAUAGCUCAUUCCCAAUCGUGAGGAAGCUAUCAACCAUAACAUCAGCAGGCAGGCAGCACAACUGCAAGACCGCAGCGUUCGCGUACCUGCUAGCUCUGCGCGUGAAGCCCCUUCACUUCACAUGCAGCCUGUUACUGUCGCGUGAGCAUAUAGCUGCAACGUACCCGUACAGUGCUGCUGUGUUUGCACAGCGCACGAGCGCAGCUCUCAUAGAUCACAUGCUGAAAUGGCUCAGCGCUGAGCAGGAUUUAGCUGUAUAUGCUAAUAAGACGAUAACAUGUUACUUGGGAAAGAGAGACUUUGUGGAUCAUCUGACACAUAUCGACCCAAUAGAUGGAGUGGUUCUGAUUGACCCAGAGUACUUGAAAGACAGGAAGGUCUAUGCCCAUGUGCUCGCCGCUUUCCGCUAUGGAAGGGAAGACUUGGAUGUCCUUGGCCUCACCUUCAGAAAGGACCUCUACUUGGCCUCCAUGCAGGUGUACCCGCCUGAUCCAGCGCAGCAGAAGCCACUCACAAGGUUACAGGAACGGCUGAUCAAGAAGCUCGGCCCCAAUGCUUACCCCUUCUUUUUUCAAUUGCCGUCGUACGCGCCGGCGUCCGUCACUCUACAGCCGGCACCGGGAGACACGGGGAAGCCAUGCGGGGUCGACUACGAGCUGAAGACUUACGUCGGCGAGUCCGUGGAAGAGAAACCUCACAAAAGGAACUCCGUGAGGCUGGCGAUUAGAAAAGUAAUGUAUGCGCCCGAGGACCCCGGCCCCCAGCCGAACGCCGAGGUCACGAAAGACUUCAUGAUGAGCCCGGGACCACUACACUUAGAGGCAUCUCUGGACAAGGGGAUGUACUACCACGGAGAGUCUAUAGCCGUAAAUGUUCAGGUCACAAACAAUUCCAACAAAACAGUGAAGAAAAUCAAAAUCACAGUUAGACAGUUUGCAGAUAUAUGUUUAUUUUACAACGCGUCGUACAAGUGCAAUGUAGAAACGCAGGAAACAGAGGAUGGCUUCCCUCUCGCGGCCUGCACUACCAUGUCGAAGGUGUACUACGUGACACCGCUACUAGCCAACAACAAAGACAAGCGAGGCCUUGCUCUCGAUGGCAAGCUAAAACAUGAGGACACAAACCUAGCAUCAUCCACCAUAAUGAAUGAGUCAUUACAGAAGGAGAACCUCGGGAUAAUUGUCAAGUACACAGUGAAGGUCAGGCUCAUCGUAGCUUAUGGCAGCGACGUGUCUGUGGAGCUGCCGUUCACGCUGACCCACCCAAAACCACCCGAGUCGCCUCCGCCGAGCCGGCCGGUGAGCGCCGCCAUGCAGCAGCCCGUCGCCGACGGCAACCAGCCGGCACCCGUCGACACCAACCUCAUUCAGCUGGACACCGCCGAUGAGACCCACGUCUACGCCGACCAGGACGACGACAUCAUAUUCGAGGACUUUGCGCGCCUUCGUCUGAAGGGGGAGAUGGAAGGUGACGAAGCUGAGGCGUAGGUCGUUGCCGGCCGCCCUCCUCGCUUACACCACGCACCGCAUGCGUCCGGCGGGCACGCCUCCCAUCACCCAGCGCUGACCUCCGA
Priapulus caudatus is the source of this 2507-nucleotide messenger RNA. RefSeq lists its product as uncharacterized. Gene Ontology annotation, biological process: G protein-coupled receptor internalization; signal transduction. Gene Ontology annotation, molecular function: G protein-coupled receptor binding. The record is from RefSeq and is a predicted model, not a curated record. NCBI's taxonomy places the organism in Eukaryota, Metazoa, Priapulida, Priapulimorpha, Priapulimorphida, Priapulidae. Bases 1 to 2421 code for a protein of 806 amino acids. The transcript has 14 exons. Gene Ontology annotation, cellular component: cytoplasm.